This is a messenger RNA of Asterias rubens (European starfish), 1089 nucleotides long. Its product is annotated as melatonin receptor type 1B-like. The coding region runs from base 1 to 1089 and encodes 362 amino acids. Gene Ontology annotation, molecular function: G protein-coupled receptor activity. Gene Ontology annotation, biological process: G protein-coupled receptor signaling pathway. The transcript has a single exon. NCBI's taxonomy places the organism in Eukaryota, Metazoa, Echinodermata, Asteroidea, Forcipulatida, Asteriidae. The record is from RefSeq and is a predicted model, not a curated record. Gene Ontology annotation, cellular component: membrane.
AUGGAGGAUAACACUACAAUGAAUGGAUUUAGCAACAUAGUAAGAGUGUUCCACUGCACUGGAACGGUACUCGCAGUUCUACUUGGCAUCAUUGGUAACUUCCUUGUUAUUGUUGCUAUAGCAACCACACCCAAACUCCGCACAUCUCACAAUGUUCUCCUUGUUAAUCUCAGUCUAGUGGAUCUCUUACUGUCACUUUUCUUUGUUUCUGCCUAUUCAAUCGGGGUUAUUGCUGAAGGCUGGCCCCUCAGCCAAGCUGCAUGUCGGUAUACCGUUCAAUUCUCCCUGGUCCUGGGACAGGUGUCACUGAUCACACUGGUCGUUGUAGCGACUAACAGAUAUCUACUCAUAGCCAAACCAGCCGACAUGUAUCACAGAUACUGCGGAUUAAACAAGAUUGUAUUAAUUAUAGUCUUCAUGUGGCUACAGUCAUUCGCUGUGUUUCUUAUCGCAGAGUUUAUACUCAAGAUAGAUAUUCGUUACCAGUCGGAAUUUGCCACAUGUGCCUUAAACCCUAGAGACACAAUUUCACAUCAAUAUAUUGCGGUUGUGAUAUGCUGCAUGGUGCUGACUGUAUUAAUUGUAAUGCCUCUACAAUAUAUCCGGACAUUUCUAGCUGUACGUUCAAGUAAACGGCGUGUGCAGCCUGCAUUAGGACCACGCCCCUCAGACCUAGAGAUGCGGCUAGGACCACGCCCUCCAGAUCAAGAGAUGCGGGUAGGACCACGCCCUUCAGUAGAGGUGAGACGUUCAAUGGGACGUCCAACCCUCCAAGUUCGUAUCCGAUCAUGUGACGCACUCGCUAUCAGCAAAGAAGAGAUACGUAUUAUAAAGAUGUCAAUUCUGCUGACAUUAGUCUAUGUGCUGUCAUACACUCCAAUCUCAACCAUUUAUAUGUUUGGUGUUUAUUACCCAAUCCUAUUUCGAGGGGGUAGUUUGGGAAUCUUUAUUCUAACGAUAGUUCCAGCAAUUAAUCCAUUUGUAUAUGCCUGGAUGAAUAAAAACAUAAGGGAAGCUUUGUAUCGCGUUGUCAGAUCAUGUAAAAGACAAAGACUAAGAGCUGUUCCGGCAGGACAACUCUUGAUUUGA